AUGGCAGAAAACGAGAAUUUCGAGGAUGAUCUUUUCGCUGAUCUUUACGAUGAUAACGACGCGCCCUCAGCACCCGCUGCCGCACCCGCCGCUCCCCCGACUCAGAAAGUAGAGCCAUCGCACGAGCCUGCUCCAGUUGCCACCGCCGUGGCCGAAGUGAAUGCUUCUUAUGAUAACAACGCUUUCAGUGGAGAUAUUCAUGGUCAGGGUGGUGAUUACCACGAUAAUGAGGAAGCAUAUGAUGAUGAUGAUGAAGUUGAUUUCAACCUUGGAAAUGGUUCAUCUCAUAAUGUUGCGCCCAAGCAAGAAGAGUCUGUCGCUGCUCCAACUUUUCAUUCUGCCAAGGGCCCUGGUGCCAAAGAAGAUGGAAAGAUGUUCAUUGGUGGCCUGAAUUGGGAGACGACUGAUCAAUCUCUCCGUGACUACUUUUCCCAAUUCGGUGAAGUCACUGAAUGUACCGUCAUGCGCGAUGGUGCUACCGGCAGAUCACGAGGUUUUGGUUUCUUGACUUUCAAGGACCCCAAGAACGUGAAUACAGUCAUGGUCAAAGAACAUUACUUGGAUGGAAAAAUUAUUGAUCCCAAGAGAGCUAUCCCACGUGAUGAGCAAGAGAAGACGAGCAAGAUCUUUGUUGGCGGCGUCAGCCAAGACACAACAGAGGCUGAGUUCAAGGAUUAUUUUGCCCAGUUUGGUCGCGUUGUCGAUGCUACCCUCAUGAUGGACAAAGAUACCGGCAGACCUAGAGGCUUUGGAUUCGUCACGUUUGAGAGUGAAGCUGGUGUAGACAAUUGUACACUGCCUGGCCAAGUCUUGUCCAUCAAUGGCAAGCCUAUCGAAGUCAAGAAGGCUCAGCCCAGGAACAACAUGCAGGAGGAGGAGGCCUCACGCGGCCGCGGCAAAUUCGGCAAAAAGCCUGGCUUCGAUGACCAGAACAGCAACCAGAACCAGAUGCAAAAUCAGAUGAACCAAAGUGGCAUGACGCCCCAGGUCAUGGCUCAGUACAUGCAAAGGAUGCAACAAUACAUGUCCAUGAUGCAGCAGCAGGCUGCCAUGAGUAGAGGCAUGGGAAUGGGCAUGAUGAACCCAGCAAUGAUGCAGCAAAUGAUGCAAAUGCAGAUGAUGGCCCAGAACGGCGGCCAAGGCAUGAACCCGGCAAUGAUGCAACAAAUGCAAAACCAAAUGAACCAGAUGGGCAACCAGAUGGGUCAAGGUGGCCAGGGCAACGACCAACAGCAGCAAUUCGGUAAUCAGCAACAGAUGUUUGGAGGUCGUGGUGGCAGACGAGGUGGCCGCGGUGGAUAUCAGGGAGGCGGCUACGGCAUGGGUGGUGGUGGUGGUGGUGGCGGCGGCGGCGGCGGCGGUGGCCACGCCGGUGGUGAUCCAACGUCUUGGGAGGGCAUGUAUGACGAUGUCCCCCAGCCGAACUAUAACCAAGGCGGCCGCGGAGGCUUCAACCGCAAUAGAGGUGGAGGACAUCAAAGCCCUUCGCCUGCCGACCCCAACGCUGCCCCUCCGCCGAACGCUCCAACUGGUCCAAAGAAUGCUGGUAAGCCUGGCGCCAACUACCGUGGUGGUGGACGGGGAGGCAACCGUGGCUACCAUCCUUACCAGCGCUAG
This is a messenger RNA of Pestalotiopsis fici W106-1, 1617 nucleotides long. RefSeq lists its product as uncharacterized. The coding region runs from base 1 to 1617 and encodes 538 amino acids. Gene Ontology annotation, molecular function: RNA binding. The transcript is spliced from 5 exons. The record is from RefSeq and is a predicted model, not a curated record. NCBI's taxonomy places the organism in Eukaryota, Fungi, Ascomycota, Sordariomycetes, Amphisphaeriales, Sporocadaceae.